Tachysurus vachellii is the source of this 1644-nucleotide messenger RNA. RefSeq names its product small integral membrane protein 36-like. The transcript has a single exon. Lineage: Eukaryota; Metazoa; Chordata; Actinopteri; Siluriformes; Bagridae. The record is from RefSeq and is a predicted model, not a curated record. The coding region runs from base 1230 to 1529 and encodes 99 amino acids.
AUGGACAGUAAUAAAACUAGUGCAGUAUUUCACACACUCACCUGUGCAUCCGAAAGGAUUAAAAGCUCUGUCUGUCUUCUAGCCUGCUAGCUUGUAUAUAUUUAGCGAUUCCAUGUCAACUAUUCUGGGAUACACAAGUGUCACUGUGAAAGCAGUGUCGAGGUGAUAAACACACACAUGGGUGGUUAGUGGACUUGUUUUGUAUUCUACACAAUAUGUUAGUAGGAAAUUUGGUUGUUUUAAAUAAACACUGCAUAGGUCAUGUCACACUACAUUCCCCUGAUUAACACUAUUUAUGUUAAUACGACAUCAGACUUAGAGUUUUUAAUGGGUUUAGUGAUCAUGUGAAGCUUUUGUGAGCUCUGCCACUAAAAAUUCCUUUUCCACAGAAAGGUACAGACUGCAAAGGUGCAGCAGGUGUUAAAACUUGUCUUUUAACUACAGUAUGCAUCAGUCCCAGUUCUUGAGUUCCUAAUAGUUAACAGGUUCCUGAGAAAGGUCCUAAAAGGUUCCUUGAAGAGUUGAAGCAUGCACCAUGACAUCCAUGUAAAUAAAAACGUUGUCUUAACACUACGUGACCAACACUUCUAGAGAAUCUCUAGAAGUACAUGUAUUAUGGAGCUCAGUAAUUGGCUUAUCUGCUGAUGAUGUCAUUAUCAUCGUCUUAUUAUCCUUCAUCCAAACGCACAGAGCUGGAUAAAUGUGUGUGGUUUGGUUUCUACACCGGAAAGGUGUGUGUGUGUGUGUGUGUGUGUGUGUGUGUGUGUGUGUGUGUGUGUGUGUGUGUGUUCAGGCAAAAAUUAAAGAGGUGGCUUAGGCACUGCUUGAUGAUUGGCUGAACAAAGUCAGGGUCAGAGGAUUAAAGGAUUUUCACCUCAGAGCCGGAGAGAGAUAGAGAGAGAGUACAAUGUGCAAGUGAGGGACAAGUAGAUUCUGAGAACAUGAGGGAGAAACUGCAUUAGAGGAAGAGAGACAAGCAAGAGAAGGAGGAGUGUAAGAAAGAGGGAUGUAUGAGAUAUUUAGAUGCUAAGAAUGAAUGAUAAGAGUGGAACAGACAGACAGAAAACAGAAAAUACUGCAUAAGACACAGACAGACAGACAGACAGACAGACAGACAGACAGAGGAAGACAGAUUUGAGCUCUAACUUAUAAUCCAGUUCUUUCAAGACAAAUAGAGCAGAGCGUGCAGGUAGAUGCUAGCAAAGAAAGAGUGAAGAAAAGCAUUGUGUAUGUGUGUGAAAUUUUGCAUCCCAGCCAACAUCAUGCUGGAUGAGGUAGAGAUCGACCCCGUAACCCUGAAUCUCAUCAUCCUCGUCACCAGCUACAUGAUCCUGCUCCUCGUCUUCCUCAUCUCCUGCAUGAUGUACGACUGCCAAGGCAGAGACCCGAGCAAAGAGUACGCUCCCGAUCCUAUACCCGGCACCAACCACACGCCCAUCCGCCUCAUCGUCAUGCAGAGCUCACCUGCCUGCUGGGACAACACCAGAGCAGCUGCAGAGCAAAGAGAGAAGAAGACCACAGUGGUGUAGAGGAGUUACUUUCAGAAUGAACGUAUAUGUAUAUAUUCACUGACAGAAAAAAGGAGACAUUUUGGAGACUCAUGAACUAUAAUGGCGGGUUUUCUGCUGCCCUGUGUUGUUUUGA